AUGAGCAAGUUUAAUCAUAAAGAAGCAGCUGAGGAGCUCCAGCAUUAUAGACUUACAAACGAGCGCAGCUCUGAGAAGGUUUGUCUUCUUGGUGCUAGAUUAAUCAAGGAUAAUUACACUGCUAAACUCGGUGAUGCCAUUUGGCCAUUUUACGAACAAGUCGCGGUUGCUGCGCUUGAUGUUCAAGAUUUCCCUCUCGCCGACGCUUGCAUCGAUAAACUCAAGGCUCGCUUUACAGAAAAGUCGCUCAGAUUUCGCCGUCUAUUAGGUAUGCGAUUUGAAGCACAAGGAAAACUAGACGAAGCACAGGAAGUGUACGAUACAAUCCUCCAGGAAGAUGAUACCAAUAUGCUGGCUUCAAAGCGCCAAAUUGCAUUAUUGAAGACAAGGAACAAGGAAUCAGAGAUGAUUGAAGCAUUAACAAAUUACUUGGAUACUUAUUACGACGAUCAUGAAGCAUGGCUAGAACUGUGCGACGUUUACCUUUCGAAAUACAUGUACGAUCAGGCUGCCUAUUGCUGCGAGGAGAUCAUCAUCCUUCAACCUUCAAAUCACGUCUUUUUCCUCAAAUAUGCAGAGAUCCUUUACACCUUGAAUCACCUGCCAUUGGCAUUGAAGCACUACUGUAAAGUUUUGGAACUAUGCACUGAUAAUGUGAGAGCGCUCUAUGGGUUACAAUUGUGUGCAAGCAAAUUGUUGACCUCCAAUGAAGUAGACCAUGCGUCCGAUUUACAAGCUUUGGCAACGGAACGUUUACUGGAAGUGUAUAAAAAGGAACCCGAAUCCAUCAAACAGAUUGUCCAGGAAUAUUUGUCAAAUUAA
Mucor velutinosus is the source of this 822-nucleotide messenger RNA. RefSeq names its product General transcription and DNA repair factor IIH. The record is from RefSeq and is a predicted model, not a curated record. Lineage: Eukaryota; Fungi; Mucoromycota; Mucoromycetes; Mucorales; Mucoraceae. Bases 1 to 822 code for a protein of 273 amino acids. The transcript has 5 exons. Gene Ontology annotation, biological process: protein folding in endoplasmic reticulum. Gene Ontology annotation, molecular function: protein binding. Gene Ontology annotation, cellular component: EMC complex.